CCUCUAUUAACAAACUGGAGGCCUGAUUUGAUCGCCAGCGAUAAAAUUAAUUGGAUAAAACUUCCAUUCGCACGCGGUUCAAGGUUCACACCGCAUCACAUCACUGUUGAAACUGCCGCAAUCACGAUAAGUAGGCGUCGCUCGGUUAUUUUUGUGCAUAAAAUGACAGAGGAAAACAUUGGUCCAGCCCCCACGGUGUUCAUCCAAGAGGGCCCAGUCAGAGGGCUGGUGUCGACAGACGUUCGCGGAGGAAAAUUCUACAGUUUCCUCGGGAUUCCAUAUGCAAAGCCACCGGUGGGGCCUUUACGGUUUAAGGCUCCUGUUCCAGUGGAUCCAUGGCUGGACGCGUUCGAUGCCACCCAGCCAGGCGAAAUCGCCAUCCAGGCGGACUUUUUAACCAAAGGGAUGGUCGGGUGUGAGGACUGUUUGAACUUGAACGUUUACACACCACAACUUCCAGCCCCAGUCACCCCUAAGCGACUGCUUAAGCCCGUUAUGGUAUUCAUACAUGGAGGCAGCUUCCUCUUGGGCUCAAAUCGUCGGGAACUUCACGGCCCCGAGAUUCUCAUCAGUGAGGACGUGGUUCUUGUGGCCAUCAAUUACCGGUUGGGCGUCUUCGGCUUUUUAAGCUUGGAGGAUCCUAAGCUGGACGUGCCAGGCAAUGCGGCCUUGAAAGACAUGGUCCUGGCCCUGAAAUGGGUUCAACGGAACAUCCAGAGUUUCAUGGGGGACCCGAGGAACGUGACGAUUUUUGGAAACAGUGCUGGAGCGGCAGCCGUUCAUUUCCUGGUUCUUUCGCCCAUGGCUAAGGGGCUUUUCAGCAAGGCCAUCUGCCAGAGCGGCUCGGCUUUGAGCAGCUGGGCGUACGCCCAUCAAAACGCACAGACAGUCGCUGAGGCGCUAGCGCUUCCCUAUACGGGCGAUCGGGACCUAUACAAUUGCCUUAAGGGACUUAAGGUGGAGGACAUUUUUCAGGCGCAGUCCAAAAUUGAUCAGGAAUCAAUCAAGUGCAACCAAUACCGUUUUAUUGGCGCAGUGGUGGAGCCGCCUGAUUGGAGAGGGCCAAAGUUCUUCUCUGAACACCCAGUCCGAUUGCUUUUGUCGGGGAAGUACAAUAAAGUGCCUUUGCUAAUGGGGUACAACUCUGGCGACG
This is a messenger RNA of Dendroctonus ponderosae (mountain pine beetle), 1153 nucleotides long. RefSeq names its product juvenile hormone esterase. NCBI's taxonomy places the organism in Eukaryota, Metazoa, Arthropoda, Insecta, Coleoptera, Curculionidae. The record is from RefSeq and is a predicted model, not a curated record.